This is a messenger RNA of Spinacia oleracea (spinach), 2392 nucleotides long. RefSeq lists its product as uncharacterized. The coding region runs from base 85 to 2385 and encodes 766 amino acids. The transcript has 9 exons. The record is from RefSeq and is a predicted model, not a curated record. NCBI's taxonomy places the organism in Eukaryota, Viridiplantae, Streptophyta, Magnoliopsida, Caryophyllales, Amaranthaceae.
GUUACAACUCAUUCAAAUGAGUUAGAAGCAUCAUCUUCAGGAACAAAAGCAAUUACUGAAGAAAAAGAAGAUGAGGAGUUAGAAAUGGCAAUACAAUUAGCAAUUAUAAACUCGUUGGAAAACAAUGAUUCAAAGAAUGAAUCCAACAAAGAAGAAAAAGAUGAUGAACAAGUUCAUUAUGAUAAUGAAAAGGAACAGGAAGAAGACCUCGUGGAAACUGAAAAUGAUGAAACAGAUGAUGAAGAAGUUGGUGAUGAGGAAAAGAAUGAUAACAGUGACAGAGAAAUACCAAGAAUAGGUGGGAGAAUGUUAAGAAACCAACUGGUUGCCCAAUGGAGAAAAAGGAUUCCAGGGAGGAGGAUGAUAAUGCAGAAGAUGAUGAAAAUCAGAACACUGACGAUGAUGAAAAUCAAAACGCAGAAACUGAUGAAGAAGAGAACGAUGAGAAUAAAUCUACAAACCUCAAAUCAACUUCAAGAACAUGUGCAGGAAGUAAUCGAAGAAGAUGAGAACAUUAACAAUGAUGAAAUUGUUGCAUCUCCUCCGAAAAGAAUGAAGAGAAAAAGCGUCGCACCAAAGACAAAAGUGCAAUCAGUGACCAUUGAGAAACAAGAUGAAGAUCCGGUGGAAAAAGACGAUGAAGAAACAGAUGAUGAUAUACUAAUUAGUCAGUUCAGAGUGGCAAGGACACAACCACCAAGAAAAAGAACAAAAAAGAAAGAGAAAAAGGAUGAAAAAUAUGUUGAAAAAAGAGGAAAGGGAGUGGUACAGAAAAAGGCAGCAAAGGCCUUGGGAACAAGAACCCCAACAAGAAGAAGCUUAAGACCCCGUAAAACAGUGAAGAAAGAAGAAUCUGACAUCAGUGAAGAAGAUGAAGAAGAUGAUGAAAAUUAUGAGGCAGAUGAAGAAGAAGUAGAAGAAGAAGAGGCGGAAGAGGAGGAAAAGCCAUUCAACAAGAGAAAGAGACAACAAUUAGAGAUUGUGACAAGAGCAGAAAAAAACAAAGGAAAAUUAAGGAAAAUCGAAGAGGAUGAUGAUGAUUAUCUGGAGAUAUUGGAGGUUGAUGAGGAUACAAAGCCGAUUGUUCCAAAGCAAAAGAAAAAGGUGGUGUUGUAUCAGAAGAUUCCCCCAGCGCAAUUGAUAGAACUUAUCAAGAUAAUGCCUGACGAGCACAAGGAAGCUGUCAGGAAAAUUGGAUUUGGGGGAUUUCUGAGUCUGAGCAUGGCAAAUCCCAAUUCAGCGUUGGCAGAUUACAUAGUGUCAAGCUCAAAUGUAGAUCGACAGUCAAUAGUUCUGCCUGGAAGUGGUGAAAUUUUUGUCACACCUGAAGAUGUUCAUCAGGUGUAUGGUGUACCAUUGGGAGGCGAAGAGAUUGUGGAGCCAGAAAAUGAAGACAUUGAUGAUAAUUAUGUAGAGUUCUUAGCAACAUGGAGGAAAAGUUUCAAACUGAAGAAGGGAAGCCCAACAAACUUGCCACUAAUUUCUAGAAUAAAGGACCUGAUGCUUGAACCAGUAUCCAAUGAGUUCAUUUGGAACUUCGUCAUUGCUGCAGUGAACUCCUGUAUGAGAUCAACCAACAACCCACAAGUAUACAUCAGAUUCAUGUACAGCUGUAUGAACACAAACACGAUUGCUAAUCUGGAUUGGAGCACGUUUGUGUACAGACAUUGGAAGAAAUCUGUUUGUGAAUGGAAAGCCGGAACUUCUUUCUAUACAGGACCUCUACCAUUCCUCUUGGUGUUGUACUUCGAUCGAUUACAAAGAGGAGGCCAACAAGUACCAAGACAAAUCCCACUUUUAACAGUGUGGAACAGAGAAAGAAUGACAAACAGAAUUGCCAUUGAAAAAGCAAGGGGAUUUGGUCAAGGUAUAGUGCUGAAUCGCAUAGGAGCUGAGCCAACUGUCCAAGAAAAUGCAAUGCCCGAAGCCGAAAUCCCAAAAAAAACAGAAGCAACAAAUAUGGCAGGAUCUUCUUCAAAUGCAAAAUCUGAAAUGAUGGAAUUUUUGGAAAAUUUUGGUACAUUGGCAAAGACGCUUGCUUCGAAUGUCAACGAGAUGUACAACAUGCUAGACAAAGCAAAUGAAAUGUUUAACGAGGCUGAUACAACAGACAAAAUGCAUAGCCUAGUUGAAAACAUUUGGAACAAGUACACCUCUAAGAAACAAAAGCUGAGCCAAAACAAAGAUGAAGAAGAGCCAAAAAACAAAACCCCAUCACUUAUAAGCCAAGAUCAGCAUCUGUUUGACGAGCCUGGUUUCAUGGAGGAGUUGGAUAAGUUAAUGGCAAAUGCAUGGAAUAUGUAUCAUGAGCAAAAGGCCAAUGAAAACAAGAAUCAAAGAACUCCAACUGAAGCACAGAUACAUGAAACAGUGGAUCAUCCAUAGUAUUUCA